AUAGGGAAGCGUCCAUUGUCCACGCUUUUGGAAAUACUCCCUUAUUUUGUUGUUUGUGUUUGGUGGAUGUUUGUGAAAAUCAGCCAAAAGUAUGCGUGAAGUGAUAUCCCUCCACGUGGGUCAGGCCGGAGUCCAGAUGGGCAAUGCCUGCUGGGAGCUGUACUGCCUGGAACACGGCAUCCAGCCUGAUGGUCAGAUGCCCAGUGACAAGACCAUUGGGAGUUGUGAGGAUUCCUUCAACACCUUCUUCAGCGAGACCGGUACUGGCAAGCAUGUUCCUCGCGCCAUUUUUGUCGACUUGGAGCCCACGGUUGUCGAUGAGAUCCGCACUGGCACCUACCGGCAGCUCUUUCAUCCUGAGCAGCUGAUCACAGGCAAGGAGGAUGCCGCCAACAACUACGCCAGGGGCCACUACACUGUCGGGAGGGAAAAAGUGGAUGACGUCUUGGAUAAAAUCCGCAAGAUAGCUGAUCCGUGCACGGGUCUCCAGGGUUUCCUCAUCUUCCACAGCUUCGGUGGAGGCACCGGCUCUGGCUUCACUGCCUUACUCAUGGAGAGGCUUGCCGUGGACUUCGGCAAGAAAUCCAAGCUGGAGGUAGCGGUUUACCCCGCACCUCAGAUGUCUUCCUCGGUGGUGGAGCCUUACAACGCCGUCUUGGCCACCCAUACCACCCUGGAGCACACCGAUUGUGCCUUCAUGGUCGACAAUGAGGCCAUCUACGAAAUCUGCCGACGUAAACUCGACGUUGAACGGCCAUCUUACGCCAACCUCAACCGUCUCAUUGCCCAGGUCGUGUCUUCCAUCACUUCGUCGUUGCGUUUCGAGGGAUCCCUAAACGUCGAUCUGAAUGAGUUCCAGACCAACUUGGUGCCUUACCCUAGAAUCCAUUUCCCUCUGGUGACCUACGCCCCUGUCGUCUCUGCCGAGAAGGCUCACCAUGAGCAGUUUAGCAUUUCAGACCUCACCAGUGCCUGUUAUGAGCCAGAAAACCAAAUGGUGAAGUGCGAUCCCCGUCACGGCAAGUACAUGGCCUGCUGUCUGCUCUACCGAGGUGAUGUCGUCCCUAAAGAUGUCAACGCCGCCAUCGCAACCAUCAAGACCAAGCGCAGCAUCCAGUUCGUCGACUGGUGUCCAACUGGCUUCAAGGUGGGCAUCAACAACCAGCCACCUACUGUCGUGCCUGGCGGUGAUCUGGCCAAGGUGCAGCGUGCCGUCUGCAUGCUGAGCAACACCACGGCCAUCGCCGAGGCCUGGGCUCGUCUGGAUCACAAGUUUGAUCUGAUGUACGCCAAGCGUGCCUUCGUCCACUGGUACGUGGGAGAGGGUAUGGAGGAGGGUGAGUUCUCUGAGAGCCGUGAAGAUCUGGCUGUCUUGGAGAAGGAUUACGAGGAGGUCGGGAGAGACUCUGCAGACGGUGAAGAAGAUCUUGAAGGAGACGCAGGCGAAUACUAAUUCAAAAUGUCAAACAUCACAGUUAAGAAUCAGCUCUCUUGUGUACGAUUUAGAGCUUUUGUUUAGUCACUUGUCUCAAAUGUUGAGCCGCUCAUUUAAAUCUUAUUCCUCUCACAAUUGUUCAUUGCAGGAUGCUAUUUUUUUCUCAACUUAAGUCACCAACUUUAAUAUAUAAAUUGAAUUUGGGAAGGGUUUACUAAAAUAAAAUGUAAUCAACUUGCCUUGCUGGAAUUGGUGGAGGAUUAUUAUAUGAAUAACUUAAUUCUUAAACAACAACAAAAACAAAACCUUGGAAAAGUGCAGGUCGUCUUUGUUUUCUCAUGUGGAGUCGUUAAC
Patiria miniata (bat star) is the source of this 1789-nucleotide messenger RNA. Its product is annotated as tubulin alpha chain-like. Gene Ontology annotation, biological process: mitotic cell cycle; microtubule cytoskeleton organization. Gene Ontology annotation, cellular component: cytoplasm; microtubule. The transcript has 4 exons. The record is from RefSeq and is a predicted model, not a curated record. Lineage: Eukaryota; Metazoa; Echinodermata; Asteroidea; Valvatida; Asterinidae. Gene Ontology annotation, molecular function: GTP binding; structural constituent of cytoskeleton. The coding region runs from base 92 to 1453 and encodes 453 amino acids.